AUGUUGCUCAAUCCCUUCCGAAUCCUCGGCGACGUCAGCCAUACCGUGUCCAAAUGCAUCUUGAUCUGGUCAAUUCAUACAAACAAGAGCGCUGAGGGCGUAUCGCUCAUCACACAAGCACUGUACUGCGUCGUCUUCAUCGUACGCUACCUGGACCUGUUCACCACAUCACCCUUCUACGACUUCCUCGCUUUCUGGAACUGCAGCCUCAAGAUCUUCUACAUAUCAACGUCGCUGUACAUUGUCUUCCUGAUGACAAGAGUAUAUGCGCGGACGAGAGAACGUGAAAAGGCAUGGAAAAUCGGCUUGUGGAGCGUACUGGGCUCUGUCGUAUCCGCCCCUGUCAUUGCUGCCAUGUUCAUGGGCAAGAGGCCAUUCACUUUGAGAUACGCUUUUGAGAUCCCCUACACGUUUACCCUGAUUCUCGAAUCGCUCUGCAUCCUCCCUCAGCUACUCCUUCUUCGCCAGACGUCGGUCCCCACCGUUAUAGACAGCUUCUACCUUGCCACUCUUGGCUCCUACCGUGCCUUCUAUAUCCUCAACUGGAUCGUUCGUGCUAUCACCGAGCAGACCCACAGCCUCAUCUUCCCCGUCAGUGUUACCUUCGGCAUAAUUCAGACUCUCUUCUACUUCGAUUUCGCUUGGGUCUACUGGUCAAGACAGCGCGUUAAGCUGCGAUAUGGCGGUGUUGUGGAUGGCGAAGAUAUCAGCAGGGGCUGGCUGAUCAGCAAGGUUAUCGGACGCAAAGGCAAUACAGCACAUGACGAAGAAGACGAGGACGAUGCUGCUCUUGCUGGCCAAGAAGAAGGAAUCAUUCGGCCCAAUGCCAACGGCAAUCGCUCCUGGGGUCCGAGAGGCAUCUCAAUAUCUGCGGACGAUGGCACUCACGAAGCCGAACAUACUCGCCUGGCUGAUCCUGCUGCGUUCGAGGACGACUACGAUUACGGAGAUGAUGCAGUCGUUGUUAGUCCUGCUGCCUCCGAGGUGGAUCGAGCUUCCAUCAAGGCCAGAGAGGAAAGCACUGCUCAGCAGGCUGGUGUCAGCGACGGUAUCGAGUGGCGUGAUGAUCGCCAUAGCUAA
Messenger RNA from Aureobasidium subglaciale EXF-2481, 1080 nucleotides. RefSeq lists its product as uncharacterized. The coding region runs from base 1 to 1080 and encodes 359 amino acids. Gene Ontology annotation, biological process: endoplasmic reticulum to Golgi vesicle-mediated transport; protein retention in ER lumen. Gene Ontology annotation, molecular function: ER lumen protein retrieval receptor activity. The record is from RefSeq and is a predicted model, not a curated record. Gene Ontology annotation, cellular component: endoplasmic reticulum; membrane; cis-Golgi network. NCBI's taxonomy places the organism in Eukaryota, Fungi, Ascomycota, Dothideomycetes, Dothideales, Saccotheciaceae. The transcript has 3 exons.